Anoplopoma fimbria (sablefish) is the source of this 2763-nucleotide messenger RNA. It is a transcript of the gene ano11, whose product is annotated as anoctamin 11. The transcript is spliced from 23 exons. The record is from RefSeq and is a predicted model, not a curated record. Gene Ontology annotation, biological process: chloride transmembrane transport. NCBI's taxonomy places the organism in Eukaryota, Metazoa, Chordata, Actinopteri, Perciformes, Anoplopomatidae. Gene Ontology annotation, cellular component: plasma membrane. Gene Ontology annotation, molecular function: protein dimerization activity; chloride channel activity. Bases 1 to 2763 code for a protein of 920 amino acids.
AUGUUGAGGAAGGGCUCAGAGCUGCUGAGGGGAGACAGAGAGGUCCUCCUGAAUCUGGACUACGAGGCUGAAGCACAAACCACAGACGGCUAUGGGAGUCUGCAGAACGGGAGCUUCAUCCCACCUAGAUGUGUAAGCAGUUUUGCAGCCGCAGCUGUUGACGAUAUGGGUGGUGAUGAUCCCAUGUAUAGUCACUUCAACACAAGAAGUAACCAGCCAGUUCCACAGCUGGGGAAUUACUUCAGAGAUGGAAGAACCAAAAUCGACUUUGUUCUGGUGUGGGAGGUCCGCUCGCUGCGGAAACGACGAGGGAAGGGGAAGAACCAGGCGACCGCUGAGGAGGGGGAAGCUGCUCCCACAGAGGAGAACAGCAGGUCUGACCGAAGGAGGGCAAAGCUGGCACAGUGGAGGGAGAAGUUUGUUCAGAAUCUGGAGAGUGCUGGAUUGCUCAUGGAAAAGGAGGAAACAGCGAAUGAAAAGAAAACAAUACAUUUUCUGAAACUUAGCGCUCCUUGGGAUGUUAUGCUGUACUACGCUGAGGAACUCUGUCUGAGGGCCCCAUUGCAGGCACAGCAAAACCUGGACUUGAACACAUCUGCUCAGGUUCUGAAAAGACUAUGCAUACCUAAUGUAAUGAUGGAGUCAGUGCCAAACAGGCCGCUGGACUAUUACACAUGUGCCUUUCGCAAGUCAAAGAUGAACAGGUUCCUUGGCUGCGACAACCAUGAGGCCUACUUCACUAAUACACAGAGACACCGAGUUGUGUAUGAGAUUCUUGCCAGGACGGUGUACGGCAAAAGGACGAAGGCUGAGGUUGGUGUGGACAGACUGGUAAAUGAAGGAGUGUACUCAGCAGCUUUCCCGCUGCACGAGGGCCCCUUUCAGCUUCCAAAGCAUGAGAUCCGUCCUGACGAGCUGAACCAGAGGCAGAUUCUUUACCACUACUGGGCCCGCUGGUGUAAAUGGUACAAGUACCAACCUCUGGACCACAUCAGGGAGUACUUUGGAGAGAAGAUUGCACUGUACUUUGCCUGGCUGGGUUUCUACACAGCCUGGCUGCUGCCGGCGGCUGUGGUUGGAACCCUGGUCUUUGUGUCUGGAGUCAUGUCCAUGGGUCAAAACACACCAGCUAAGGACAUCUGUACCAGCGGAUCUAGUUACCUGAUGUGUCCUCUCUGUAAUACAUGCAAGGAGUGGAACAUGUCUGAUAUCUGCACCAUGGCCAAGUUGGGCUACUUAUUUGACCACCCUGGUACGGUCCUCUUCAGUGUGUUCAUGUCCUUCUGGGCCGUAACCUUCCUGGAGUACUGGAAGCGAAAGAUGGCCACCCUGGCCCAUCACUGGGACUGCAUGGACUUCCAUGAAGAAGAGGAGCGUCCUCGUCCAGAGUUUGCAGCCAUGGCCCCGACUAUGGAGCAAAACCCAGUGACUGGGGUGAAAGAGCCCUACUUUCCAGAGAAGACCAGGUUGUCCCGGAUGUUUACUGGAUCCAUGGUCAUCAUUAUGAUGCUGUGCGUGGUGAUGAUUUUCCUGGUGACGGUGGUCAUGUGCCGUGGUAUUAUCAGCUUGAUGUUGUUCCGCACCGGGAGCCCCGUCCUGGUUACCGAGGCAGGGACCAUAGCCAACAUCUCCAGCAGUAUUGUGAAUCUGGGCCUUAUCCUGUUGAUGGGCCAGGUCUACACUGCAUUAGCUGAGCAGCUCACUAAAUGGGAGAUGCACAGAACACAAACCCAGUAUGACAAUGCCUUCAUCUUCAAGGUGUUCAUCUUUCAGUUUGUCAACUUCUACUCGUCGCCCUUCUAUGUGGCUUUCUUUAAAGGAAGGUUUGUUGGUUACCCCAGCAACUAUGGGACCUUGUUUGGGAUGAGAAAUGAAGAUUGUGGUCCCGGAGGUUGCCUCAUUGAAUUGGCAGAGCAACUCUUCAUCAUCAUGGUGGGAAAGCAACUCAUCAACAACAUUCAGGAGUUCAUUAUCCCUAAAGUGAAGGCCUGGCACCAGAAAAAAACUUUGGCCAAGGUGCUGGGUGAUAAUGCCUCCCAAGAGCCUCGGCCCUGGGAGGAAGACUACCAGCUGGUCGAGUGUGAAGGCCUGUUCGAAGAGUACCUGGAGAUGGUGCUCCAGUUUGGGUUCAUCACCAUCUUCGUGGCAGCGUUCCCCCUCGCUCCGCUCUUCGCCCUCCUCAACAACUGGGUGGAAAUCCGUCUGGACGCCCACAAGUUUGCGUGCGAGUAUCGCCGGCCGGUGGCUGAGCGCGCCCAGAACAUCGGAGUCUGGUUCAACAUACUGGAAGCCCUGUCCCACCUGUCCGUCAUCGCCAACGCUUUCCUUAUAGCCUUCACAUCUGAUUUUUUACCUCGUCUGCUCUACCAGUUCAAGUUUGAUAAUGAUCUCAAUGGAUACGUCAACUUCACCUUAGCAUAUGCCCCCAUGAACUACACUAAGGACCCCAUGUGCAGAUAUAAAGCGUUCAGAGACAACAAUGGAAACUUCUCACUGUUCUUCUGGGAGCUUCUUGCCAUCAGACUUGGUUUUAUCAUUGCUUUCGAGCAUGUGGUGUUCUUCGUGCUGCGAGCCAUCGACUGGAUUGUGCCUGAUGUCCCCGAAUCCCUGGAGCUGAAGAUCAAGAGGGAGCGCUACCUGGCCAAGCAGGCUCUGGCCGAAAACCAGGAGGCUCUUUUGGUGAGUCGAGGCCGAGGGGCCUCCCCUGCCACCGCAGGCACAUCCAGCCCAGCAAGCGACGCGUCCUUUGGAAACAUGAGUUAG